AUGACCAUAAAGUCACUGUCCGCUCUGCUCCGAUGUGCUGUAGUUUGGCCCUCAAAAGAAGAAGUGCUGGAAAACAUUCCAAAGUGUUUCAAGGAUUUUUCGCAAACAAGGGUGAUCUUCGAUUGCACAGAGGUGAGCGUGGGAGUGCCCAAGUGCCUUAGAUGCCGCAUCAAUACCUAUUCCCAUUAUAAGAAGGGGCAUACCGUGAAAUACAUGAUUGGCGUUUCACCAGGUGGUUUGAUCACCUUCGUCAGCAAAGGAUAUGGAGGCAGAGCCUCUGGUAAGGCUAUUUUUGAACAAAGUGGACUAGUGAAGGAUCUCCUCCCUGGUAUUGAUAGUGUGAUGGUCGACAAGGGCUUUCUGAUUGACUCUAUCUGUGAGAAGCACCUCAUCAAUGUGAUUAGGCCACUUUUCCUUCGCCAAAAGAAGCAGUCUAGAAAAUCGGAGGCUAUGAGAACAAGAAAGAUAGCUGCAGCAAGAGUACACGUUGAGAGGACCAUACAGCGUAUAAAGCUCUUCAAGAUCCUUAUCCAUAAGUUGACAUGGAACAUGGUCCCAUUUGCUGAUGACAUGCUGUUGAUAUCAGCUGCCCUCACCAAUCUAUCAAGGUCAAUUAUAGGCGAAGACAAGUUCCUUUGA
Molecule: messenger RNA, 639 nt
Organism: Ornithodoros turicata
Lineage: Eukaryota; Metazoa; Arthropoda; Arachnida; Ixodida; Argasidae
Exons: 1
Coding region: 1-639 (212 amino acids)
Source: RefSeq, a predicted model, not a curated record